This is a messenger RNA of Dissoconium aciculare CBS 342.82, 1692 nucleotides long. Its product is annotated as major facilitator superfamily transporter. Bases 1 to 1692 code for a protein of 563 amino acids. The transcript has 5 exons. Lineage: Eukaryota; Fungi; Ascomycota; Dothideomycetes; Mycosphaerellales; Dissoconiaceae. Gene Ontology annotation, molecular function: transmembrane transporter activity. Gene Ontology annotation, biological process: transmembrane transport. The record is from RefSeq and is a predicted model, not a curated record.
AUGGCUGUCCCGCUCGGAGCCACGCUCGGCGUUCCCGGCAAGGACCUGCCAGAAGACCAACAAGUCGCCUUGCAACGCAACCACGAUGCCGAUUUCCCUGUCGAACCCAUCGCUGUGCAUACCAAACAUCUGUCGACCUCAACAGACCCCCACGACGAGAAGCAUGCCGCCAAAGCGCAUUCAAUAUCAAGUAGCUCCAGCGGCAUCGUUCAUUCCCAUGACCAGCAACGACAACACGACCUCGAGAAAGGUGCCUCGACAACCAUCACUACCGCCAACGAAGAACCCUCCGACCCCAACAUCAUCGAUUGGGACGGUCCCGACGAUCCCGCCAACCCACUGAACUGGUCCUCCCUCAAAAAAUUUGGCAACCUCUUCAUCCUCUCGAUGAUGACCUUCCUCACGCCGCUCGCCUCCUCCAUGUUCGCGCCCGGCGUACCCCAGCUCAUGCACGAAUUCGACUCGAGCAGCACGCUCCUCGCGACCUUUGUCGUCUCCGUCUACGUCCUGGGUUUCGCGAUCGGGCCGCUGAUCGUUGCACCCUUGUCGGAGCUGUACGGUCGUCUGGCCAUUUACCAUACGUGUAAUGUGGGCUUUAUCGUCUUCACCGUCGCGUGUGCGUAUGCGCCGAAUAUCACGGCGUUCAUCGUUUUUCGCUUCUUUCAGGGGUGUUGGGGCGUGGCGCCGUUGACCAUUGGUGGUGGGACGAUUGUCGAUAUGGUACCUGCGGAGCGACGAGGGCGGAUAAUGUCGGCGUGGUCUCUCGGCCCUCUUAUUGGGCCUGUCAUCGGUCCGGUUGCUGGAGGAUUCUUGGCUGGCAGCGUAGGUUGGCGAUGGAUAUUCCUGGUAAUCUCCAUCGCCAGUGGAGUCGUCACCCUCGUGGCUUUCGUCGUGCUCCGUGAAAGCUAUCCCGUCACCCUCCUCGCAAACAAGACCAAACGUCUGCAAAAGGAAACGGGCAACAUGGAUCUCCGGUCCAAACUCGACCUCGGUCUCACGCCGAAAGCACUCUUCAUCCGAUCCAUCAUGCGUCCGACCAAAAUGUUACUUUUCUCGCCCGUCUGCGCUCUGAUGUCCCUAUUCAUGGCCGUCCUAUACGGUUUUCUGUACUUAUUGUUUACGACCUUCACCUACGUCUUCCGGGACGUCUACGGCUUCGGGGCCUCGACCGUGGGCCUCACCUACCUGGGUUCGGGCAUCGGCUUCUUCAUCGGCUUGGGCGUCAUGGCCUUCACCUCCGACUCCCUCCUCGCCCGGCUGACGGCCAAGAACGGCGGGGUCAUGAAGCCCGAAUACCGCCUCCCGCAGCUCGUCUGCGCCGUCCCGCUGCUCCCCAUCGCGUUCCUCAUCUACGGCUGGACCGCGGAAUUCCACGUCCACUGGAUCGUGCCCAUCUUCGGCACCCUAAUACUAGGCAUCGCCUUGAAUAUCGCUUUCAUGGCGGUCUGUACGUAUCUGGUGGAUUCCUUCACGAUUUAUGCUGCGAGUGCCAUGGCGGCGAAUACAGUGCUCCGGUCACUGUUCGGUGGGGUCAUUCCGUUGUUCGGUCUGCAGAUGUAUAAUAAGCUGGGACUGGGUUGGGGCAAUAGUCUUCUGGCCUUUGUGGCGCUGGCGCUUUGUCCGAUCCCUUGGUUGUUCUAUGUCUAUGGGGAGAGACUGAGGACGAGUAAGAGGUUUCAGGUCACGUUCUGA